UGUUCCCCUGGCCAGAUGGGAUGCACCUGCAACAAGACGCACGAUCACAACAUUCGUGUUAGCAGCAGAGCUUCAGAGCUGGGUUGGACAAACUGGCGCUCUCCUUGGCUUCUAUUUUUAACAAUUUACAGCAGAACAGAAAUCCUGGGUCCACUCCGUGCCAGCGCAGCAGAGCAGAUGGACCAGGUAUCCAACCGGUCAGGAGUGGGCAGUGAUGACAUCACAGACGAGUCAGCAUCCUUUGUGGAUGUCAGGUGGAGCUCUGAUGAAGAAGGGAGCUCCGACCCUCAGGGACAGUGUCUCGCAGCACCUCAGACUCCUCUGCCGACCUACAAACAGAGGCUUGAUGAAUUUAAGAAGUUGUUUAAAGAGCUGCCGGAGUCAGAGAGACUCAUAGUGGACUACCCGUGUGCCCUGCAGCGAGACAUCCUCCUUCAGGGACGCCUCUACCUCGCAGAGAACUGGCUCUGUUUCUACAGCAAUGUGUUUCGGGGUACCAAGAUUACACUACCCCUAAAAGACAUCAUAACUAUGACCAGGGAGAAAACAGCCCGUCUGAUUCCCAAUGCCAUCCAGAUCUGCACAAGCACCGACAAGUUCUUCUUCACGUCCUUCUCGGCAAGAGAGAAAAGUUACCAGGGUGUUUUCCGCAUGUGGCAAAACACACUGUUGGACAAGCCUCUGACCAGCUGUGAGUUGUGGCAGAUGGUCAAACAGCAUUAUGGGUAUGACCUGGGCCUGAGCAAUGAAGAGAUGGAGAACUUACAGAUAUUAGCAGACUCGAGCGUGCAGACCAGCCUGACAGCGAGGCCUGGUGGUGAUGAGGCUAUAGGGAGGCUGGAGCGCCCCCCUACCCUUCGCCUUCCUGGGAUGGAGCAGGGGCCUUUAGAGACCUCCACUCCUCAAGGGGAGGACUUACCUUCCCCUCUCGGCUCACAGAACUCUCCCAACGCGCAGGAUGACGCUCGCAGCACCCCGUCCCUGCGGCGCAGCCCUGUUCCCUCGCUGGACCGCCUCGCCCCAGAACGGGUUUCCAAGCGCUCCUCGCUGUCUCUCGACCUCAACGCCAACGAGAACGAGUUGUCUGAGCAGAGCGGUUCAGAAAGCAUUGAAGAUGUGGAGGAGCGAGUGAGUACAGCCCAAGUUCCGGGUCGACUUUAUCUAAACAGGGUGUUUCACAUCAGCGCCAACAAGAUGUUUGAGCUGCUCUUCACCGACUCCAGCUUCAUCCGCAGGUUCAUGAACGUCAGGAAGAUUACCAACGCCAGCUUUAAUGCUUGGCAAAAGGACGCCACAGGAAACAUGAAGAGGAGUCUGAACUACACGAUAACCAUCAGCAACCCUCUGAUUGGCAAGUUCUCCACCGCUACAGAGAACCAGACGCUGUACAAAGAAUCCAGGGAUGGUCAGUAUUACCUCCUGGACUCCGAGGUUUACACUCACGACGUUCCCUACCACGAUUACUUCUACACUCAAAAUCGGUACUACAUCAUAAGUCUCUCGAAACGGAAGUGUCGACUCAGGGUCUACACCGAUGUGAAAUACAAGAAGCAGCCAUGGGGCCUGGUCAAGUCCUUCAUCACCAAAAACUCCUGGAGCGGCAUAGAAGAUUAUUUCAAACAGCUGGAGACAGAACUGAUGGAGGAGGAAGUGGAGAUGAAUCAAGGAGGUGGAGAGUCUGGGAAGGUCGGUGGGCUUCGGAGGAGGAGGCGGACAUACAGCCGGAUUCUGCCGGAGCACUUGAAGCCCAACAAGCAGUACUUGCAAGACCCCGAACAGCACCGAGACGGCAACAUGGGCCCCAUAGAAGUUACCAGCCCGCACAGAUGGAACACCACCCUAAUAGUGGCUGGCAUGAGUGUGAUUUUGCUGAUUCUGACGUUGAUGAACCUGGGGCUGUUUUUCAAGUUGUGGGCCAUGGAGGAUGUAGCCCACCGCAUGUACCUGAGCACAAAGCAGCGGCUGAGGGAGAGGACUGAGGCCAGCUUGGCCCAUGAAUAUGGCCCCAGACAGGCGCCAGGCUUCAGGAACAGAGAGGACGCAGAGCUUCUAAAAAAUGUACUGCAAGACUCCAUCAACCUUUUAGAACAGCUCCGCAGCUCUCUGGUGGUGCUGCAGCAGAACUUUGCUAUGGCCAAUCGCACCGCAGCACCACAGUGAUGCUCCACACCUGGAGACGGCAGAGUGCCUCUCCUGGCUCUUUGCAUGGUGGGGGGGGGAGGACUGCAGAAGUGAACUGCCUCUGAGGAAAUCUCUAGUAUCCAGUGACGUUGCCAUGUAGACGUCCCCAGACCUGUGCUGCCAGGGGUUACACGUCCCAAAGCCUGUGGCGGAGCAUCAGGUGCCAGGAUGUUUUUAAAGCUGUGGAGUGAUUUGCUGCGAGGACAAAGUUACAUCAGAGUUUGCUGCACAUGGAGCAGUGAGUUUAGAUUUCUGCAGGGUGCUAUUGUCUGCUCCCUCGCCUGGUUUCUUUUUCACUCUUCCCUUAAAUAGCAGCAUUGGAUUUCGGAGAUAACACCUUCCCCACGUGCCUUUCUAUGUUCUGAUGAGCCUCGUGCCGCAUCAAGUGAACUGUUGGAAAUACUUUUAUUUUUGUUUUAUUCCAGGGAAGUGAGUCAAUAUUAUUUAAAACAACUAUUCACAUUUUUUGCACAUAUUUUAGUUUUUGCACAAGUGCCUUGCAGAUUAGGCUGUGUUUUAAGAUAUAUUUUGGGAUUUUUAUUUUCUUUUUUCUUUUCAAUAAAGAUUGUACAAUCAGUGACGCAGAUUUAAAAGUUUGUACUCUUUGUGAUCAUCUUUUUUGUAUAUGUAAACUGCUGAAAUUAAAUUUACAAAUGCAAAUAGAAAAAAGCCUUAAUUGUAUAAUACUGUAUAGGAGCCAACUCUGGUGUACAGAAGAUAUGCUAAAGGUGUGCCUUGUUUUCUUCAAACCACAAUCAGUACAUAUUUGAUUCAUUUUCCACAUUUACCUGUAAAUGUGUAAUAACAGUUUCUUUUCUACACUGAACCAAAUUAUUCGGUGUGAUUUUAAGGUCAGUGAAAUGCUCUCAGGUUAUCUCAGCACUGUGCUCUCCGAAUGUCAACACUACAUGCAAGCUUGUUCUGUGAUUUACAAAUUCAUAAACACUUAAAUCCUUUUUUAAAAAAAUUAUCAAUUGUUGGUGACACACAACUACAAUUGCCUUGAGCCUUGUUUGAUGUUUACAGUGUUGCCAUCAUCGUUGUAUGUUUGUUUGGCUGUUCUUACCUAAACACACUUGUUUAAAAUUGGUUUCUGUUUUGCACAUUUUUAGCCAUACUGCAAUUCACUGUUUUAAUAAACAAGAUUUCUUGACAGAA
Molecule: messenger RNA, 3339 nt
Organism: Centropristis striata (black sea bass)
Lineage: Eukaryota; Metazoa; Chordata; Actinopteri; Perciformes; Serranidae
Gene: gramd1c
Product: GRAM domain containing 1c
Biological process (GO): intracellular sterol transport
Cellular component (GO): plasma membrane; endoplasmic reticulum membrane; endoplasmic reticulum-plasma membrane contact site
Molecular function (GO): sterol transfer activity; sterol binding
Source: RefSeq, a predicted model, not a curated record